UCAUUCAUCAUCUCUUUCAACGGCUUUAUCCGGUCAGUAGCGAUUCCCUUACAGCUCAGUCUUUAGAAGUGCUAAAACAAAGAAAAAGAGAAAAACUCUCUGCCAACUCCUUCAAAAGAGCAUAAGUUGGAAAUGGGCUUUCAAGAUAGACGAAGAAGAAACUAACAUUCUUGAAUCACUAGUCUUAACAUAUGUAGGUUGUUCCAGAGUUGUACGUCAAGUACUUGGUGCAUGGAUUAUUUUGGUGUACGGACUCUUUGCUAAUGAUCUUGGGAUGAGAAGAAUCAGACGAAGAUACCGAUUGGACGAUUGAACAGUAAGUGACGAUGGCAUCACCUAUAUUCUUAUCCAAUCCACCUCCUGGGUUUUCGAUAGUGGCUAUACUCAGAGGAAUUCAAUUGGCAUUGUUGGGAGCUUAUAGGUCAUUACAAAACCCAAAACUUUUUGAAUCAAAAUAUUAUCAGCAAGCAUUUAAUCAAUUAAAGUAUUCCAUUAUACUUCAAUGUAUAUUAUGGGCACCAAUACUUACCGUGAGGUUUUUCUUCCAGAUUUUGGCAUUAAUAUUUAGACAUGAUCAAGAUCUAGAGAAUAUAGUUAGUGGUUUGGAAUAUUUCCAGAAAAAUGUCUUGAAUAUAGGAGUUUUCAUCAUAUCAGCGAUAAGAUUUUUCACUCCGGAAUUAGAUGAUUUAUUCUUAACUAGUCUUAAAUUUAUUGAUAGUGUUUAUAUUGAGAAACAUCCAGACAGAAAAGAGCAUCAAUAUCAUGAUAAUUUGAUUGAUAUUUCAUUAAAGUUAACCGACUUGGAUUAUAAUAAAACUGGUAAGAAAAUUAAACAAUCAUGGUUUAAAACGAUUCAAUUAAAGUAUCAGAAAUCAGGGGAUUUCUCAAAUUUUGUUAAAAGAUAUUUAUAUAAUUGUUCUUUCAAUAUUUUGAUUUACAUCUUAUGUAAGGUUCCAAAAAUUGGUACUAUUAUAAUUGGUUUGAUUUCUUUCCAAAAUUUUAAUGAUAAAGUUGGUAGUAUAUCAGCAAUAAUAAUUUUUUUUGUCUUGCAAUUAUUACCAAAGCAUUAUACUUCUUUAUUCUUAAGUAUUUUUUGGGGUUCAAGAAAUAUGAUUCAUGAUUUGUUAUUACCUUAUUUUAUUAGAAUUCAGUUUACUAAAAUCGAAAAGGAUCAAUGGAUGAAAUCAAGAGAAGGGGUCUUAUUUGGUUUCGGUCUUUGUUAUUACUACAUAAUCUAUCAGCUUCCUUGGAUAAGUGUGUUUGUUUAUGGAAUUGCUGAAUCAAGCGUAGCUUAUCUUAUCACCAAAGUGUCUGACCCACCUCCAAAUCAAUUGAGUCAAUUGAUUAAUUGGAAUUCAACUCAGUUAGUAUGGAAUAAAGAUGAUGAACGUAAGGUUUUAGGUGGAGGUUUUGCUGACCAGGACGAAGGCUUUAAACCAAUUCCUGGAUCUUUCAUAGUUGAUCCAAACCUGAAAAAAAAUGACUGAUAAUUACAUAUUUAAAAAAGUAUAUAUUACACUAUUUAUUUUCAAUUAACAUUAUAAGUUUUAUUCCCCGUAUAAAUACAGAAAUUUAAUGAACUU
Molecule: messenger RNA, 1583 nt
Organism: Hyphopichia burtonii NRRL Y-1933
Lineage: Eukaryota; Fungi; Ascomycota; Pichiomycetes; Serinales; Debaryomycetaceae
Exons: 1
Coding region: 327-1487 (386 amino acids)
Source: RefSeq, a predicted model, not a curated record